AUGUCAGCCUCAUUAAACGCAGCCUCGAGCUUGUCCAGAUCCACGGCCACUAUUCUGACCCUGACAACGCUCGCGGCUGCAUACGGCACAUAUUAUCUCUACAGCAGCUCUGCGUCUGAUACCGAAAUACAAUCUCGAUCAGGUCCGCGACUGUCUCGAAGAAAUGCCGUGCAUCGGCGGCGAAGACGAACCACCGCAGGCCCUACUGACAGAGCCACCGAGGGACGAAGCGAAAACAACACCGAUGAUGUGUCGAAUCUGUUCGGCGACGAGGGAUCGGAGAACAAUUCAGGAGAACAACUGAUCCCUCGGACUUUGACAGAUGGGGAUACUGUGGUAGAUGAUCAAGAAGACAAUGACAAUCCGUGGACACGCGUACCAGAACAACACGAACAACCAGAGCGUAGCGGCCAGAACAUCGUCCAGCUUCUUUUCAGAGUCUCCGAGGAUGCUACAAGACGGAAUGCAUAUGUUCAUAGGGGAUGUGCCUGCAACAGCUGUGGCAUAGUGCCCAUCAGGGGCAUCAGAUACCGAUGUGCCAAUUGCGCCGACUACGAUCUCUGCGAGGGAUGCGAAUCACAAGGAGUGCACACGAAGACUCAUAUAUUCUACAAGAUCAAGGUUCCCGGGCCUUCAUUUGGGCCUAGGAGUAUCCAGCCAGUGUUGUACGCUGGGGAUCCAGAUUCUGUGAUGCGGGUCCUGCCCAAGGAGAUCACUACGAAGCUUUCAAGGGAGACUGGGUUCGAACGGCCAGAGCUGGAUGCAUAUUGGGAACAGUGGACAUUUAUGGCGAGUACGGACUGGAAAGAUGAUCCUGAUGAUAUCAAUCUGGCUAUGGACAGGAAGACCUUUGAAUGCUGUUUAGUUCCUUCCGGGGGGUACAGACACACAUCGCCUAGUUUGAUAUUCGACCGAAUGUUCGCCUUCUACGAUACGAACAAGGAUGAUCUAAUUGGUUUUCCCGAAUUCCUAAAUGGCAUCGCGUACCGAAAGAAGAAAGAUAAAUGGCGUCGGAUAUUCGAGGGGUAUGAUAUCGAUGGAGACGGCUUUGUAGACAGGAAGGACUUUCUGCGAAUGUUCCGCUCAUACUACGUUCUCUACCGUCAGAUGCACCGGGAUAUGUUGGAAAGCAUGGAAGAACAGCAAAUGAGCUGUACGGAUGCACAUCGGCUAGUGGCUGGCCGGCAACCUCUCAGCAGUGCUUUUGGACAAGAUGGUCGAUAUCCCAGAGCUCCAGAUUACCGGACAGGGGAGGGUAAAACCGCACAGCCAAAUGGCGACCUUGAGAUUAGUGAUGGACAGGGUAUCAUGAAUGAGAACAGCAAAGACAGGGGCAACAGAGAGGACAUCUUCAGGCAAAACAUCAUGUUAUUGAGCCGGUACAACCAGAUUCACAGAGAACACAGCCAUGGCGAAGAUACUGGUGGAUACUGGGAGACUAUGAGAAAUCCGCCCACAAGUCUUGGAGAAUUGGAUCCCAUGGUUCGAGCUAUGCGAAGGAAUCGAGAUCGUGCCGAUAGGGCAGUGACAGCGGCUACCAACAUGAGCAGGAAUGCGCAUCCAGCCCUGGUCACCAAUAUUAAUAUCUUGGAAGAUGAAGACAACACCUCAGUCGACUCGGACGAUAUAUCUACUGGUGCAGAUAACGAUUAUUCUUGGCUUCCUAAUUAUGCUACCGUCACGGACCAGGACGCCGAGGCCAUUGAUGGACCAGGAGCUCGUGUCUCAACUGUUCAUCCUUCAAGCCGGCGAACAGUCAUUGCACAUGCUGUAUAUAGAGAGCGUGCCGAAGAAGCGAUACAUGAACGAUGGAAGCGUAGGCAGUUCUACACUGAUGAAGAAGAGGGUGCGACGCCACCAGUCGACUGGAAAGAGCACGAUGAUGUGUUCGCUACUAACGAGGUGGUGGGUGAGAGUUCAAAAUCCCAGUCCAGGCCUUCUAUGCAUUCACGAUCAUCGUCAAAGGUACGAUUUGCAGAAGACAUGGAUGAUUUUGAUACCAGAUCAAAUCCUUCGACUUCAUCAAGAAGUGUUCCUGAGCGGUGGGGAGGAAUGGGUAUUCCCGAUGCGGAGAGAGAUGCUGGCAAGGAGAUCUUAUAUCAAGUGACUCAGCAAGCGUUCAAUGAGCUUUUAGACCCAUUGUUCAAGGAGAAAGAAGAUCUAGCUGUGGAAGCAGCUGCGAACAAGGAACAGCGAGAGCGGUGGCGAUACGAGUAUACGAAACCCAAAUUCUUUAAUUGGGCAUUUGAAAAGGAAAAAGAGGCCAAGGAAAAACAGCACGCAGAGCGCAGUCAUACGCCCCUGCGCCAUGAAACGCGGCAACCAUGGCCAACCUUUCCCGAAGUCGAAGUAGAGGAGGUGCGACAAAGACCACUUGACGAUCUUCUAAAUCACACUGGGUAUUAUGUGGAUGGACCAGAUGAAGAGAGCGACGGCACCCCCGAGCUGGAAGUAAUCCCAGAAAUCGAGCCCUCCCAGCCCGCAGACAGUUGGCGUCACAAUCCCCUCCUGACUGGAGACAUCUAUCAAGACCCAGAGAGCCCCGAACCUAGCACGCUCCCCAUCGAAUCUACACGCCACCAAAUCCCAGCAUCCCAAUACGAGGGGCGUGACCGAACAUCAUCCCCAUCUCCUCGAGCUACGCCCUCAGGCUCUCCUGACUCAACGUGGUCAAUACCAUCCUCAUCCGCUUCUUCAUACCACGACCCCACGCUCCCCCAAUUCCGCCCCGACUCUGUUUCCAGCACCAGCUUCUCCCCCAACAACGAUGCCCAACCCCGCAAUCGCUCCACUUCCCCUUCCACCACACACGCACUCCCAAUAUCGCUUCCUUCUCGUCCAGCCCCCUCAUCCGACUGCGCCUCCACAGACGCAAAUUAUGGACAACGUCCAGGCAGAGAAAUACUUUACAGGUACUGGCUCUGUGAGCGUGUAGCUAUGGAUGCGGAGGAAAAGGGAGGCUGGGGACGGCUUAGUCUAGAGGAGUUUGAGACGGCUGUGAAGAGGUUUGUUAGGGAGGGGAGGGGCAACCAGAUGGAUUAUUUGGGGAGCUGGAUUGAUUUUUGUAUUCCUUAA
Molecule: messenger RNA, 3075 nt
Organism: Lachnellula hyalina
Lineage: Eukaryota; Fungi; Ascomycota; Leotiomycetes; Helotiales; Lachnaceae
Gene: HERC2
Product: E3 ubiquitin-protein ligase
Exons: 1
Coding region: 1-3075 (1024 amino acids)
Biological process (GO): endosome organization; mitophagy; aggrephagy
Cellular component (GO): aggresome; amphisome
Molecular function (GO): K63-linked polyubiquitin modification-dependent protein binding; zinc ion binding; protein kinase C binding
Source: RefSeq, a predicted model, not a curated record